ACAUUUCCUGUUUAUCGUCUGCCAGCUUCAACACAAGGAAGGGCGACAACACAUCCCAACAUUCGGCUGUCAUCAUGGGAGCUUGUUUGGCCUUAUGCUCUUUAGCCAGUUGUGCCUCCUGUCUGUGUGGCUCAGCGCCAUGUCUGCUGUGUGGCUGCUGUCCCUCCUCAAACAACUCCACCGUCACACGAUUGGUUUUCAGCUUUUUUUUGCUGCUGGGGACCUUUGUGGCCGUCAUCAUGAUCCUUCCCGGAAUGGAAGCACAGCUCCGCAAAAUUCCAGGAUUUUGCCAAGGAGGGACGACUAUCCCUGGUGUUGAAAACCAGUUCAACUGUGAUGUCAUUGUGGGCUACAAGUCUGUGUAUCGCAUGUGCUUUGCCAUGACGUGCUUCUUCUUCCUCUUCUUCCUCAUCAUGAUUCGCGUCCGUAGCAGCAAAGACCCCCGUGCUGCAAUUCAGAAUGGUUUCUGGUUCUUUAAAUUUCUGAUCUUAGUUGGGAUUACAGUGGGAGCCUUUUUCAUCCCUGAUGGAACAUUUCACACUGUGUGGUACUAUUUUGGAGUAGUGGGCUCCUUCAUCUUCAUUUUGAUCCAACUCAUUCUCCUCAUCGACUUUGCUCACUCCUGGAACGCAUCCUGGGUAGAAAAGGCUGAAAAUAAUGACAACAAAUGCUGGUAUGCAGGCCUGCUGACUUUCACAGUCCUCAACUACGCUCUGGCUUUCACCGCUGUUGUCCUGUGUUACAUUUACUACACGUUACCAGAUGACUGCACAGAGCACAAGGUUGUCAUCAGCCUCAACCUGAUCUUCUGUAUCAUCGUCUCCAUUGUCGCCAUCCUACCCAAGGUUCAGGAUGCCCAGCCCCAGUCAGGCCUGCUGCAGGCUUCCCUUAUCUCCCUGUACACCAUGUACAUCACUUGGUCCGCCAUGACCAAUAAUCCAAACCGAAAGUGUAACCCCAGCCUGUUGAGCCUGGUGUCAAACGUCAGCACCUCCACGACCCCUACUGACACGGGUCAUUUGCAGUGGUGGGAUGCCCAGAGCAUUGUUGGCCUCGUCAUCUUCUUCCUGUGCACUCUCUACGCCAGUAUCCGCUCAUCCAGCAACACCCAGGUGAACAAGCUGCUGCAAACGGAAGAGGGCGGCUUAACGAGCGGUGACGGCGAGGUGGGAGAAGACGGCGUACGCAGGGCCGUGGACAAUGAGGAGGACGGCGUCACUUACAACUACUCAGCCUUCCACUUUCACAUGUGUCUGGCUUCGCUCUACAUCAUGAUGACACUCACAAACUGGUACCAACCCGACACCACCACCCAAGCCAUGAAGAGCAGCAUGCCAGCCGUGUGGGUGAAGGUGUGCUCCAGCUGGCUGGGUCUAAGCCUGUACCUGUGGACCCUCAUCGCCCCGCUCGUGUUCCCUGACAGAGAUUUCAACUGAGCAGGUCUUUUUAUCUACAAUUGGCUUUGUUAGCGGCAUAAUGGGAAUGGAAUGGAAAUAAUACAGGAAAUGCAUUGCAAUAUAUAUUAUUUGGUUCUUCUUGGAUUUUACUCCUCAUUUUUUUGAUGAUUCUGAUAAUCAGCUGCAUCUAUCACUUAAGCAUUAAGUUAAUGGGAGCUUUAAGCCGCAAGAAGUUAUUCUGUGCGCUGGUGACUCACCUUGAUAGGCUUCUUCCUGCCACUCUACCGAUAUGUGCUGUUAUCUCUUUGCUAAACUUGACUUACUUGACUAUCAAAUAGACCAGACACUUUCGCAAUUCAAGUACAACCAAUGUUCCAUUUUUAGAAGACGUGUCAAAAACCAGAAUCAUAACGGUUCCGAUUGGCCACAUGUGGAUAACCUUGUACUUUUGAUUAGGUGGGGGUAAAUGAGGGGAAACCUUCUUUUGAGCCCCAGCGAGAGGAGAGUGUGCGAGCGAGAUAAGACUAAAAAUGGCACAGCCCACAGAUGAGGACGAGGGUUCCCUUUUUGCAACUAGACCGUAAACACAACACACGUCUUGAGACUAAACACGUGACUAGUUUUAACGUGGUAUCAUUCUGGUCCACUUAAACCAAGGUCACCUGUUCCCGAUGUAACACCUUUCCCCCGUGUCUGACUGUGUUUGGCCGUGUUCAGCCAUGUUCAACCAUCUGUACCUGCAUAGCAGUAGGCAGGGAGACAUAUUGAUCUUUGGCAGUCAACCCCACGUGAGGUGCACCAGGCUCCUUGUGCUCACACAUAUGUCAUCAUUUCCAAUAUGGCGUGUGAGCGUGAAUGUGUUUUGAUCCGAAUUCGGUGGUCGUGUGAAUUGUUGUGAUUAAAUGGCGGUUACCCGCUUGUCACUAUAACGGGUGCUUGUACCAAUCCCGAAAAGUGUAUUUGUUAAAUUCAUUGAUUAUUUAAAAACUCCACCAUUUUUGAAUGGUUUUUGUUUUGUAUGAAAUAUUUUGGAGUAUUGUACAGUUUUUCAUCAUCACCUCACGCACGUGCAUUAUUAUCAAAGCAGAAAUGCUAGUGUUCUAUAGUUAUAUGUAACAUUUCAAAACACUGUUGAGUGCCUUUUUUUUGUAUUUGUUUAUUAUUUCAUAAGAAUCUGUCAUGCUGAUACUGUAUGAGCUUAUCUUGCCUUACACAUGGUGAGAGGUGCGUGCAUAUGCUUUUGGCAAGUUAGUAUUGUAUGGACAUUGGUUUUAUUUUAAAGAUUAAACACUUUAAUUCAA
Messenger RNA from Doryrhamphus excisus (bluestripe pipefish), 2698 nucleotides. RefSeq names its product serine incorporator 2, like (gene serinc2l). The record is from RefSeq and is a predicted model, not a curated record. Lineage: Eukaryota; Metazoa; Chordata; Actinopteri; Syngnathiformes; Syngnathidae. Gene Ontology annotation, cellular component: membrane.